AAGAGGAUUGAAAUGUUAAAGAAAAAGUGAAAGAGAAAUAGAGAUAGAAGAGAGAGAAUCAGCGAGUGGCAAGUUAGAAUUAAUUUGGAAAUCCAUCAUCGCAGCUUGUUAGGAUUGGAGAUCUGUAAAAUUGCAAAUGGAGUCACCCAAGAGCAGCAGCAGCAGCAGCUGGCCAUGGAGGAAAAAGUCCUCUCAAACGCACACCCACGUUGCAACAGCUUCCCCAAAGCAGGGGACAGACACGGCAACGGCCAGUGGCAAUGAGAGAGGCUCCCAAAGUUUAUCUGAAAACAUGGUUAACAAAAAUCUCGUUCAACAGCAUGCUCAGAUUGCAGAAGAAGCUGUUUCAGGGAGGCAAAAGGCAGAGUCAGAUGGGGCAAGAUACAAGAAGCAGGUCGAAGAAGCCCUUGAGCAAAAGGCAGAUGCAGAGGAUCGACUUCACAAGUGUAUGAAAGAGAGAGAAGAGGAGGCAAUUAUGAGGCGCAAAGAGUGGGAUAAACUGAGAAUGGCAGCAGAGCAGCAACUGGUCGCAGCGGAGGCCGAAAACAGUGUUAUACUCACUUCUCUUCAAGAACGGGAUGCCACUCUUGCACUCCUGACCAAGGGGAAAGACAAAGCUGAAGCUCAACUUCAGUCUCUGUACGUCAAGAUGACUAGUUUGUUGAAAGAGAAUUCCAGAUUGAAAUACGAACUUCAUCUGCUCAACAAAGAGCAGCAGAUUCGGACUGAUGAUAAGUACACAAGACUGGAACAACUCAGACAUGUGACUCCCACCAAAAAUCUCACCAUGCCUGCUUCGACUCAUCCCAAAUCCUCCUCUGCUACAAGGAAAUAUGAUCCUCAAUUGGGCAGGAUUAGUGCCCAUGAUUUAUGCAAAGCACAGAAGCAGGGGAUUGAUGAAGUGCAUUCAAACAAAGAAAAGGUAUUUGAAACUCUUGAAUCUGAUCUUCAAGUCUUGAGAUCUGUUGGUUGUGAUGUGGAAGCCAAUUCAGGUGAUGCAGAUGAAGUAACUUGCGCUCAAUCAUUAGCAUCUGCCAUGAUUGCAGAGCUGGACCACUUUAGGAGGGAUAAGGCCUUAAUGCUCUUCGAUCACAAGUCCAUCGAUUUGGAUUUCCCCAACAUAGCCAUUGAAGAUCACUUGACUGAGAUUGAGAGUGUUGCUUCUUGUUCUGACCCAAACAAAACAUAUGACAGGAGAUCUCUGAAACAAGAAAUUGAGAUUCAGGCAGCAGACAGAAAAAAUUGGAGGUCACAAUAUGCAAGGGAUAUGAGUGACAGCAGUAUGAUUGUUUCUAAGUAUUGUAUGAGUAUUACUGAGAUAGUGAAGCUGGUUAAAGCUCUUGCUCAUCCAUUACUAUACUCAACCACGAAGAGCUUUUCUGACAACAAAUUCGUUCAAAGUAGCUCUGAAUUGAGCGAGUCCGAUUUACAGUUAAAUAUAGAAAAGCUUGAGGUAAUGAAGGAGAAAGCUGCGGAGUUAGGCGGUAGGAGUGUGUCAUGGGCAGCGGUGGAUUUUUUACAGGUGUUGGUCGGAGUUCUGAAUCGUCUAGUCAAAAUUGCAUUGUACAGAAAUGCCCAGAGAGAUGGAUGCUCCGAUGAAUGUGACGACGACGACGACGACGAUAUGAGUGGACUUGCUUCGGUUAGCCAAAAGAUUAACACUGCCUCUGCCUCCUUCAAUAACUUUCUAUCUCCUCCUUCAAAACUGGAUUUCAAUCGGGAAUCGACGCCUGCAAUUCGACAUGACAAAUUACCCACAAAGAUAGGAGAGAGUGAGAAUGAGCAAGUGAAGAGUUGGGAAUCUCCAUUUCCAUUAGUGGACAAGGACGCGAGUUUGGAGGGAGUGGGAGUGGGAGUGGGAGUGGUAUAUACUCCCAAACUGGUUGGAGGAGCUGGACAUGGACAUCCAUCUCUCAAUUCAAAGCAUCUCAUCACUCCAACUAAUAAUUCUUCUUCUUCUUCUUCUUCCAAGCUCUUUCACUUCAACUCCAACUACAUAAAGACUGCUAUUCGCUCUACCAUAUCCAAAACAAGGACUCAAUCAAGUGUUUCUUCAACUACAGCUCCAUCAUAUCCCCAUGUCAAGUCAAAACCUCCUAAUAAACUCCUCAACCGACUUCUUUCCUUCUCAUGAUUUCCAUAACUUAAAAGCAUUAUAUAUAAGUAGAGUAGAUUGGUUGAUUGAUGAUUGAGGGAAGUUAGUAUGCAUACUCCAUAUGCAAUCUAUAAUUCUAAGAGUGUAAACAUCAUUACUUUUUAUCAUGAAGGGGAAGAUUUUUUUAUUUUUAAAUUA
Cryptomeria japonica (Japanese cedar) is the source of this 2293-nucleotide messenger RNA. RefSeq names its product filament-like plant protein. The coding region runs from base 137 to 2134 and encodes 665 amino acids. The record is from RefSeq and is a predicted model, not a curated record. The transcript is spliced from 5 exons. Lineage: Eukaryota; Viridiplantae; Streptophyta; Pinopsida; Cupressales; Cupressaceae.